Messenger RNA from Teleopsis dalmanni, 2640 nucleotides. RefSeq lists its product as uncharacterized. The record is from RefSeq and is a predicted model, not a curated record. Gene Ontology annotation, molecular function: nucleic acid binding. Gene Ontology annotation, biological process: DNA integration. The annotation marks the transcript as partial. NCBI's taxonomy places the organism in Eukaryota, Metazoa, Arthropoda, Insecta, Diptera, Diopsidae. The transcript has a single exon.
AUGGAGGCAAUUGCAACAAAGGAUCAACUUAUUAAAAUAUUGGCGACAGCUGGUUUCAAACCUCGCAAGUGGUGCGCAAAUAAUGCCCAAUUACUUCAAGGACUCGCUCCAGAAGAUCAAGAAGUGGAUCUCGAUGUCAGCAGUGAGUCACAUAAGACAGUAAAAACUCUAGGCCUUAUCUGGCUACCAAAAUCUGAUCAGUUUUCAAUAAAAACUAACGGACCUAUACACAGCAAAAUAACAAAGAGGACCGUAAGUUCCGAGUUGGCGCACAUUUUUGAUCCACUUGGAUUAAUGGCUCCCGUAGUAGUGAAGGCGAAAAUAUUUGUUCAAAAAUUGUGGCAGUUAAAACUUUCGUGGGAUGAAGCUCUGCCUGCUGAAAUGCAUACUCAAUGGACCCAUUUUCGUCAGAGCUUAUGUGAAAUAAACAAUGUAAAGAUUCCACGACAUAUAUUUCAUCAUAAACAACCAAGGAAUACUCAGAUUCAUGUAUUUACUGAUGCCUCCGAAAGGGCCUAUGGAGCUGCCAUUUACAUCAGAGCCGAAAUGACUGAUCGAACUAUCUCAGUUCAGUUACUUUGUUCAAAAUCACGCGUCGCUCCACUAAAAACGCAGACAAUACCAAGACUUGAGUUAUGUGCGGCUUUACUAGGAGCACAAUUGGUAGUAAAGGUAAAAAAGGAUUUGGAAUAUGAACAUCAUCCGAUAUAUAUGUGGACUGAUUCUGAGAUAACAUUGCAUUGGAUCAAUUCAGAACCAUCAACAUUCCAAACUUUCGUUGCUCAUCGUAUCAGUAAGAUUCAGCAAUUAACACUAAAGGAACAGUGGAGGCAUGUCAAUACUAAACAAAACCCAGCUGAUUUAUUAUCCAGAGGUGUAGAUCCAAUUUACAUUCAGAAGAAUGCAAUGUGGUUUUAUGGGCCACUUUUCCUUCAUGGAAAUCAAGAAUGCUGGCCCCAACCAUUCCGUCAGGAAUUGAUAACAUCCGACCAUAUACAAGCGGAAGUCAAAAGGAAGGUACAUGUGCUUACAAUUUCACAUGAUGAUGAACUAAUCAAAAUGAUUUAUACGAUAAGGCAUGGAAACUCAUUCAUAAGGUUGCAACGAAUUCUUGGCUAUGUGUUGAGAUUCAUCAAAGGGUUACGUAAUAAGAGCAAGCACAACGACAUCAAUUUGACACCAUUAGAACUGGAUGAGUCAUUACUCAUAAUUAUAAAAGCCAUACAGCUAAGUGAUUUCAAUGAAGAACGACAUCAACUCUUAAAGAAAAGGGAUCUAAAGGGAAGCAGUAGUCUCCACGGACUUUCUCCAUUUAUCGACGAUAGUGGCGUCAUCAGGGUUGGAGGUCGAUUGACGUCGUCACAUCUUACCUACGAUGCCAAACACCCCAUGCUGCUGCCAUAUAACGAUCCAAUAGCUAAGCUCAUAAUGAAACAUUUACAUGAGAAGGGACUUCACUGCGGACCGCAAACAUUAUUAGCCCAGUGCAGGCAGCGAUUUUGGCCAAUAAAAGGCAAGAUUAUGGCUCGAUCCAUUGUGCAACAUUGUGUACAAUGCACUCGAGUACGCCCACAUAUGUUCAAACAAAUCAUGGGCAAUCUACCAGCUGACAGAGUCCAAGCUCAAAGACCUUUUUUCAACGCAGGUGUGGACUUCUGUGGUCCCAUAUGGAUACACCACAAAAUUAGAGGCAAAAGACCAUGCAAAGCGUACAUCGCAGUGUUUUGCUGCUUCUCCACGAAGGCAGUACAUUUGGAAGUUGUUAGUGAUCUCACCACAGAUGCAUUCUUAGGCGCUUUGAACCGGUUUACGUCAAGAAGAGGUCGAUGUCAGAACUUAUAUUGUGACAACGCGACUAAUUUUGUGGGCGCUAAAAAUCAAAUGAACGAGUUAGCUGAAAGCAUUCACAGCACAAAUGCUCAAAACAACAUAAUAAGAUCCUGUUCAGCUCAAGGAAUUGUUUUUCAUUUUAUACCUCCGAGAGCACCACAUUUCGGAGGAUUAUGGGAAGCUGCUGUCAAAUCAGCUAAAUAUCUAUUGGUGCGAACUAUUGGCAACGUGUCACUCACUUACGAGGAAUUGGAAACAGUGGUAACCCAAAUUGAAAGUAUGCUAAACUCCAGACCAAUAACACCGUUGUCAUCAGAUCCAAAUGACCCGGCUGCCCUCACACCAGGACACUUCUUAAUAGGAGAACCGCUAACAGCCCUUCCAAGUAGGUCAGAAACUACAACCAAACAAUCGCUUUUAACCAGGUGGAAGCUGGUGAAUCAUCUAAAAAACGAGUUCUGGUCAAGAUGGUCAAAGGAGUAUCUUAAUGAGCUACAGUGUCGCACUAAAUGGAAGGACCAAUCACCUGACGUCAAAGAAGGAAUGCUGGUAAUCAUUCAAGAAGACAACGCUCCUCCGCUUCAAUGGCCUCUGGGCAGAAUCAUCAAAUGCUAUUCCGGUAAUGAUGGAAGAAUCAGAGUUGUAGAUGUCAAAACGAAACACGGGAUUUGGAAGCGUCCAAUACAUCGGCUAGCACCAUUAUUGUCGGAAGAUUGUUCAACCCCCAUGAUGCAACUUGAUAGAUGUGAUGAAGAAAAGCCUAAAAAACGAGCAAAACUCAACAUCAACUUGCUAGCCAUUGCAUUGCUG